This is a messenger RNA of Lynx canadensis (Canada lynx), 1780 nucleotides long. It is a transcript of the gene MMP10, whose product is annotated as matrix metallopeptidase 10. The transcript has 10 exons. Gene Ontology annotation, cellular component: extracellular matrix. Gene Ontology annotation, biological process: extracellular matrix organization; collagen catabolic process; proteolysis. Gene Ontology annotation, molecular function: zinc ion binding; metalloendopeptidase activity. The record is from RefSeq and is a predicted model, not a curated record. Lineage: Eukaryota; Metazoa; Chordata; Mammalia; Carnivora; Felidae. The coding region runs from base 63 to 1499 and encodes 478 amino acids.
AGAAAGGGACAGUCCCUGGAGGGUAGACACCCAAGCCAAUAGGCAAGAUAUUUUCCUGAGCUAUGAAGCAUCCUGCAAUCCUUGUGCUGUUUUGUCUGCCAGUCUGCUCUGCUUAUCCACUGAAUGGAGGAGUGAGGGAGAAGGACCCGAGCACGGAUCUUGUCCAGCAAUACCUAGAGAACUACUACGACCUCGCAAAGGAUGUGAAACAGUUCGUCAGAAGAAGGGACAGCGGACCUGUCGUUAAAAAAAUCCGAGAAAUGCAGAAGUUCCUCGGGUUGGAGGUGACGGGGAAGCUGGACCCUGACACUCUGGCGAUGAUACGCAAGCCCCGGUGCGGCGUUCCCGACAUGGGCCAGUUCACCACCUUCCCUGGCCUGCCGAAGUGGAGGAAAACGCACCUCACCUACAGGAUUGUGAAUUAUACACUGGAUUUGCCGAGAGAGGCUGUUGACUCUGCCUUUGAGAAGGCUCUGAAAGCCUGGGAGGAGGUGACCCCACUUACUUUCUCCAAGAUUUACGAAGGAGAGGCUGACAUAAUGAUCUUUUUUGCAGUUAGAGAACAUGGAGACUUUAUCCCUUUCGAUGGAGCAGGAAACGUUUUGGCUCAUGCCUAUCCACCUGGCCCUGGUUUAGAUGGAGAUGUUCACUUUGAUGAUGACGAGCUGUGGAGGGAGGAUAAAUCAGGCACCAACUUAUUCCUCGUUGCUGCUCAUGAGUUCGGCCAUUCCCUGGGUCUCUAUCACUCGGCCGACCCCACAGCUUUGAUGUAUCCCGUCUACAACCCACGCACAGACCUGACCCGCUUCCGCCUUGCCCAAGAUGAUGUGAACGGCAUCCAGUCCCUGUAUGGACCUCCCCCUACGUCAUCCCCUGAUGGCCCCGCGGGGCCCACGGAAUCUGUGCCUCCAGGACCUGGGACACCAGCCACGUGCGAUCCUGCUUUGUCCUUCGAUGCCAUCAGCUCUCUGAGGGGAGAAAUCCUGUUCUUUAAAGACAGAUAUUUUUGGCGUAGAUCUCGCUGGAACCUUGAACCUGAAUUUCAUUUGAUUUCUACAUUUUGGCCCUCUCUCCCAUCAGGCUUGGAUGCUGCCUAUGAAGUUAAUAACAAGGAUACCGUCUUUGUGUUUAAAGGAAAUCACUUCUGGGCCAUCAGAGGAACUGAGGUACAAGCAGGUUAUCCAAAAGACAUCCACACCCUGGGUUUUCCUCCAGCCUUGGGAAAAAUAGAUGCCGCUGUCUCUGAUGAGGAAAAGAAGAAAACGUACUUCUUUGUAGAGGACAAAUACUGGCGAUUUGAUGAAAAUAGCCAGUCCAUGGAGCGAGGCUUCCCCAGACAAAUAGCUGACGACUUUCCAGGAGUUGGGCCGAAGGUUGAUGCUGUAUUUCAGGAAUUUGGAUUUUUCUAUUUCUUCAGAGGACCGUUACAGUUUGAGUUUGACCCGAAUGCCAGGAUGGUGACACGUGUAUUGAAGAGUAACAACUGGUUAUAUUGUUAAGUGAGAAGUGAAAGAGAUAGAUUCAUUUUAAAUGAAUCUAAUAAUUAUUCACCUAUUUUAUUUUAAGUCAGAGGGAUGAAUUUUUCCUGUGUGUGCAGUGGCCAAAGAAGAGGAGACUUGCAGGCACUUUCACGUGUCAUGGAGCAUUUAUCUGGGCCACUUCACUUGCUGUUGGAUUACAUUGACUAGAAGUUGGAUACAUCCAUGUGCACUAGUCAGAGAAUGUAUUUCCGUGGGUGUUUUAUUUGCUACUUAAUAAAGAUUUUUAUUUUUGACCUGUU